AUGCCUGCCUCUCUUAUAAUAACGAAAUAUGGGGCUGCCAAAUGCGAUAAGGAUAUUGCUGCAAAUGACCAGAAGAGCACCAAAAUCACUCACCAUGAUAUGGGAAUGGCAAAAUAUGCUAUUGCUGUGCCAGAGCAGAAGAUUUCAAGGGAGCUGAAAGAGAAAAGUAUGAGUGUAAUGGUUUCUGACCAGAUCAGAAACCACGAAAAGACACUCUCCGAAAACGCUUUGAAGCCUGAUUUCCCACCUUCUUUUCCUCAAAUCAAUACCCUCAACCAGAAAUAUAUAGGCAUACUCGACUACAUACUAGAUUAUGGAAGGGAAAUGGCUAUCUUUUCCUUCGCAACAUUCUUUCGGGAGUUACCCCAGCUAGAAAGCACCAACAGGUCCCUCCUGAUGUGGAACACUGCGGUAGAGUCUACUUUCCAAUACUUCCCUGAAAUCAAAUGGCUUGUAGAGCACGAAGAUGCUGAAACUCUCCCCGAAAGCAUUACCUUGGGUGGUUACCAAGGUACCAUGGCUCGGGCAAUCUACCGCAGAUUUGACUAUGUGCUUGUUCAGAACAUUGAUUCGGCUGGACUCUUGAGUAGCGGUAUUCUAGAUGGUCUUCACAAUGAUAGCAUCUUAGCCCAAAUUAAGGCUGCUCUCAAAUCUAAGUCGCUCCAGAUACUUCGGUACCAAAUUCGUACCUACUUUAAUUGGAGAAGAAGAAAGCAAAAAAGGAGGAAACCAAAAAUUAGUGAAGCAGUUGAUUUUCUGAUAGAGAAGCUAGUGCCGCUACAUUUGUUGCAAUAUUUGAACGAUUUGAACCGAUACGGGGGAUUUGAUGUGUUAUUGCAUCCAACUAAGAUCAAUAGCAAUUCCAGGAUUAUUACAGAAACACUCGCGGAGGCGUAUACUAAUUACUGCAGUGACAACAAGGCUGAUCCAAUACUGGUAAUAAAUAAAAUCAUCAACCAAGAAAACUUUAUCUGGUAA
Suhomyces tanzawaensis NRRL Y-17324 is the source of this 978-nucleotide messenger RNA. RefSeq lists its product as uncharacterized. The record is from RefSeq and is a predicted model, not a curated record. The coding region runs from base 1 to 978 and encodes 325 amino acids. Lineage: Eukaryota; Fungi; Ascomycota; Pichiomycetes; Serinales; Debaryomycetaceae. The transcript has a single exon.